This is a messenger RNA of Ambispora leptoticha, 181 nucleotides long. NCBI's taxonomy places the organism in Eukaryota, Fungi, Glomeromycota, Glomeromycetes, Archaeosporales, Ambisporaceae. The record is from the annotation of a GenBank genome assembly.
UCCUAAUAUUGAAUUAGCCCCCCACACUUUAAGGCGUUGUUUUGCUACUUACAACCUUUUGGCCGGAAUGCCUCUCAACAUUUUACAAAAAGUAUUAGGCCAUAGUCGCGUUUCUACUACUGCUUUAUAUAUUAAAGAUAGUGAUUUAGCCAACUUGCUGAAAUUUAAACCUAUUAGUUAA